AAGGUGAAAAAACACUAGGCUACAUAUGAGAUUUCAUAGGAUUGGGAUGUGUGGGGCUCAUUCUCUGCCCCUCUUACGUAAGCCUGCUGCUCUGAGAACAUGCAACUCGAUCGGGUCCCGCAGAUAUGAAGUCUGAAGAAGUUGAAAACAUAGAAGAAUUAAACAAUUUGGCUGUAGAUUCUAUUCGCAUCGAACCCUAUUUGUUGAAGCUGAAACAAAAAGCAGAAGCAGAAAAAAACAUUCGACUCUUGGAUUUGCCGAAAACAUUUUUGAUUAGGUUUUUGCGAGCGAGAGACUUUGAUGUUGAACUGGCGCACAAGCUGUUGAUCAACUAUCAUAGAUGGAGACAAGAAUGUCCAGAAAUAACUGCUGAUCUGCGUCCAUCAUCCAUCAUAGGUCUUCUUCAGAACACUUACCAUGGAGUUUUGAGAUCACGAGAUGAUGCUGGAAGUCAAGUUUUAAUCUAUCGGAUUGGUCAGUGGAACCCCAAAGAAUUCACAGCUUAUGAGGUUUUUCGUGUGAGCCUCAUUACAUCAGAGCUAAUCGUUCAAGAAUGGGAGACUCAAAGAAAUGGAAUCAAAGUUAUUUUUGAUCUCCAAGACUGGUGCUUUGCUCAUGCGCUGCAGAUAAAUCCUUCUUUGGCAAAAAAGAUAUCAUCUGUGCUUACGGACUCCUUUCCUUUGAAAGUACGUGGCAUCCAUUUGAUAAAUGAGCCCAUUUUUUUCUGCCCCGUUUUUGCCAUGAUCCGUCCAUUUCUACCAGACAAAAUAAAACAACGGAUUCAUAUGCAUGGUAGUUCAUAUGCCCGGAGUCUCUGUGAUUAUUUUCCAAAGGCUAUCCUCCCACCUCAGUAUGGAGGCAUGGGACCCAGCAUAGAUGAAGUGUGCCAUGAGUGGACUGAGUACAUCAUGCAAUCUGAAGACUAUCUCCAUAAGCUCUCUAUAGCUGGAGGAUAUUCUCCUCAGUCAUCCACCCAUGAUAGCUGAAUACAACGAAGGUACUUGAUACCAUGUGCUGCAUGUGCUAGGUGAUAUUGUAAGUGCUGCUGUGGAAGUUUCUCUGUAGUGUCUUCAGAAGUUUCUAUGUGAAAAUCUGAAUGAUGUUACAGAUACGGCACAAGCCACCAGUUUUACUAUUGCUGAUUAUUGAUUAUUUUUUAAUAUGUUGCAGAGGACUAAAUGGUGCAGCUUUUCAUAUUGUCUGUUUAGAAUGAGCACUUCUCAUACUCCAGACUGGAAAGAUCAUUUGCACUGUCAAAAGUCACAUUCCCACUGUUACCUAUUUUAACUGAAUCAGAUUUUUGGAUAAUGAGAUUGUAUUGAAUUCUAUAUAAAUAACAGAUAUUUAGAUGACAUUGCAAGUACUUGAUAUACCUCUGAUGAUACAAUAAUGUACAGCAUACAAUAUCUAUUUGCACAGGAAGUCACUGUCCAAGACUGAAAUAUAAAAGUGCCUUCCUUUUACUUCUGAAUUAUUUUGUUUUUCAUAACAAUGGACAAAACUCAGGAAGUUACUUAAACUUUUGUGCUUCUGCAAGUUAGAUAUCAAGCAUAAUCAUGAGGAAAUUAAUUAUGUUUCGGUUGUUUAAAGUGAUUAUAUUAACUGAAUAUGUUUUAAUAAGAAAGCCGAAGGUAGAGCUUUUGCAUUUUAAAUAAACAACUUAAAACAUGUACGUAUUCAGUUAACAGCAAGUUGGAGAGUACAGUGGCACUUUGGUCUAUUGCCUUUUGCUCAGGCUCUUAAGCAAAUAGACUAAUGACCUUACUAGGGCUCUUAAUGUUGAACAUUUCUAUGAGUUUUAACAUUUUAAAACCAUGUACAUAUUUAUUUACAGUUUUAUUUUCUAUGACAGCAUUCAAUAUUUAAUUGUAUUAUCCUAAUUCAUUGUCCAAUUACAACAUCUAAUGUCAUUUUUUUUUUCACUUUAAAAGGCACUUUUUAUUCAAAUGUACAUCAUCAUAGUGAUAAUAAAAACUUUAUCUA
This is a messenger RNA of Xyrauchen texanus (razorback sucker), 1983 nucleotides long. RefSeq names its product tocopherol (alpha) transfer protein (gene ttpa). Gene Ontology annotation, molecular function: phosphatidylinositol bisphosphate binding. The record is from RefSeq and is a predicted model, not a curated record. Lineage: Eukaryota; Metazoa; Chordata; Actinopteri; Cypriniformes; Catostomidae. The coding region runs from base 126 to 986 and encodes 286 amino acids. Gene Ontology annotation, cellular component: membrane. The transcript has 5 exons.